This is a messenger RNA of Astyanax mexicanus (Mexican tetra), 3427 nucleotides long. It is a transcript of the gene glra4b, whose product is annotated as glycine receptor, alpha 4b. Gene Ontology annotation, molecular function: chloride channel activity; glycine binding; transmembrane signaling receptor activity. Gene Ontology annotation, biological process: signal transduction; nervous system process; chemical synaptic transmission. NCBI's taxonomy places the organism in Eukaryota, Metazoa, Chordata, Actinopteri, Characiformes, Acestrorhamphidae. The record is from RefSeq and is a predicted model, not a curated record. The transcript has 10 exons. Bases 393 to 1865 code for a protein of 490 amino acids. Gene Ontology annotation, cellular component: neuron projection; plasma membrane; synapse.
GAGAGAGAGAGAGAGAGAGAGGAAGAGAGACAGUGAGAACAGUGCGAUGGAGAAAAGAAAAAGAGGAAAGAGAAAAGGGAGAAUGUGCACAGAGAUGUUAGAGUGAGAAAAGAGUAGAGAGGUAAAAGAGAAUAGAGUUAUUGAAAGGUUAGUAAGAGAGGAAGAUAGAAAAGAGUGAAAAUAUAGCAAAUUAGAGAAGGAGAGAGAGAUAGAGAGCUGAAAAGUUCUCUGAAUGCCUGAUGCGGCUGCUGAGUCCAACUGUGUGGGAGGAGAGGGGUGUGUGAGUGUAUGAGGGCUUCGGAGAACAUCAUAGACCACUUCAGAGCACAGAGAGAAAGAGAGAGAGAGGGAGAGAGAAAGAGAGGGAGAGAGAGAGAGAGAGAGGAGAAAGAAUGCUUACACACGUGUGGAAGAGUAGCUGGAUUUGGCUCCUGCUGUGGCUGUGUGGAGGAGUCCUCAGGUUUGUUUCGGGAAGAGAGAUGAAGUCCCCCAGCAGUAAGACAAAGCCCAUGUCCCCCUCUGACUUCUUGGACAAGCUGAUGGGAAAAACCUCAGGGUAUGACGCUCGUAUCAGACCCAACUUUAAAGGACCUCCUGUGAACGUCACCUGCAACAUCUUUAUCAACAGCUUUGGCUCUGUCACAGAGACAACUAUGGAUUACCGGCUGAAUGUGUUUCUGCGACAGCAGUGGAAUGACCCACGGCUGGCUUAUAAGGAGUACCCGGACGACUCUCUGGACCUGGAUCCCUCCAUGCUGGACUCCAUCUGGAAGCCCGACCUGUUCUUCGCCAAUGAGAAAGGAGCCAACUUCCAUGAGGUUACCACCGACAACAAGCUGCUGAGGAUCUUCCAGAAUGGAAAUGUGCUCUACAGUAUCAGGUUAACUCUAAUUCUCUCCUGUCCCAUGGAUCUGAAGAAUUUCCCCAUGGAUAUUCAGACCUGCACAAUGCAGCUAGAGAGCUUUGGUUACACUAUGAAUGAUCUGAUAUUUCAGUGGCUGGACAUUGGCCCUGUGCAGGUGGCUGAUGAUCUAAUGCUGCCUCAGUUUGUACUCAAAGAGGAGAAAGAUCUGGGAUACUGCACUAAACACUAUAACACUGGUAAGUUCACCUGUAUAGAGGUGAAGUUUCACCUGGAGAGGCAGAUGGGUUAUUAUCUCAUCCAGAUGUACAUCCCCAGCCUGCUGACCGUUAUCUUGUCCUGGGUCUCCUUCUGGAUCAACAUGGACGCCGCUCCAGCCCGAGUGGGGCUGGGCAUCACCACUGUACUGACCAUGACCACUCAGAGCUCCGGCUCCAGAGCCUCACUGCCCAAGGUGUCAUAUGUGAAGGCCAUAGAUAUCUGGAUGGCGGUGUGUUUGCUGUUUGUUUUUGCCGCCUUGUUGGAAUACGCCGCUGUAAACUUUGUCUCUCGACAACACAAAGAGUUCUUCAGACUCAGGAGGAGGCUACGGGAGGAGCAACGGCAACGAGCUGCUUCAGGUCAGCUCGGGGGAGCCGAGACGAAAAGCAAGAACAACGAUGUUACAGGCAGCACUACGUCCUGCAGGAACACACAACGCCAGUGCAGCGCCUGUGCAAGGGAGGAGCAGCUUGCUCAGCAGAAUGCAGAUGUAUUCUUCCCUGGUUACGGCCUGGAGACCUUCCUGUCAGGGGAUGGACCCAUCUCUGAGACAGCCGCCAUGUUCGCCAGUCUGCCUCCUGGCCACGCCCUCUUCGAGAUCCGCCGCCGGUUCAUCGACCGUGCCAAACGCAUCGACACCAUUUCACGCGCUGUCUUUCCCCUCAGCUUCCUCAUCUUUAACGUCUUCUACUGGCUCACGUACAAAGUGCUCCGCAACGAGGACAUCCACGCGGUCCUGUGAGCGAGGCGUGCGCUGACCAAAGGACUGGACUGUGUCAAAAAGCCCCUUUCACAUGCCACGGCUUACGGCAUUAUAGCUUCAAGCUCCUUGUGUCCUAAGGACAGAGAUACAGUACAACAGGAGAUAUGUGCAAUAUAGGUAGGCACUUUUCUGAAGAUUUAAAGGGGCCAUAUUAUUAAAAACAUAUUACAAAUAUUUCCUUUUAAAAUAAGAGUUUAAGGUCACCUGUAAAUCGAUACGGUUCAUAGUCGAUAGAUCAAAUGCAAAAACGGCUCAUUUAAAAUCAUAUACAGAACAUAUAUCUGUUCUGGUGUCCUUUUUUCUGAAGAUAAGCUUUACUCUUAAAAGCAUAUUAAAAGGCAGCCAAUCAAAAGUGAAGCACUUUAAAUAGUUAAUCUGUCAUAAAGGCACAGUACCCAAACCAACAUAAAGAACUGUAAUGAAUUUAAAGUCCUAUUAGGACAGGACUAGAUUUGCUUGGGAAAAGGGAAUAGUGUAAGUCUAUGUAAAAUGACAGUCAUUUUUAAAAUAACUUCAGGAUAUAUUAAUCUGGUGCAAACUAACAUGGGAAUGACUACUUCAUCCAGUUUUGUGAGAAAAGAGUUUUUGUUUUUUGGUAGUAUAUAGAUGGUGUUUAGUUUCAUAGUGCCCAGUACAGAUAGCUCAGCUCAUUCAAUCUAUGUCUGUUAAACGACAUACAACACGCAAAUCCAGAAAACAAGUCAGAGCAGGUGAUGUAGUGUUUAAAUCAAGCAGCCACUCCCAUCUCAGCAAUUUCUUAUCCCAUGUGAAUGGGUCAUAAAUCCUGUAGAUGCCCUUUAGAGGAGGUUGAUAAUUGUCAUGAAAACAUGAUUUUUGCACACAAAUAUUAUAAACAUACAAUACAGGUCAAACGUUUUAGAACACCCCUAUUUUUGAUUGAUCCAGUAGCAGUGCUGUACGGACCAGACAAGCUGCUGUUUUUUUUUCUUAUCUUAGCAAUGACUUUAUUACUGCACUUCACCUGUCAGACCUCUAAUUUUUCUCUUCACUGCUAAAAGUGAGACUUAUUCUAAUGUUAAAAGCUUAGCUAAAGGUGUUGCCAUGUGGGUCAGCCAGACCCGACUCUUCCUGUUCCAGUUUUCUCCAGUUUCCAAGAGUUUUUUUUAAAUGCGUAAGAAACAGUACUCAUCGCUUUCUGGCUUUAUUUGUAAUCUCUCUAAAGGAAACACAUUUACAUUUAACAGUCACUGAAUUAUUUGGGUUUGUGUGUCUUUUUCUAGUUUUUAUGAUGAUAUUCCAAUUCUGCUUUACUGCUGGCAAAAAUCUAUUUCUAAAGCUCAGUUUAUUUUUAAUGCUACUUACAAGCUGUCAGAAGUUUACCAAUGAAUUGCCCGCUAAAAAUAGCACUCUCUUUUUCCAGAAUUUUUUUUUUACAAUAUUAUUAUUAUUAUUAUUUACUUUUUAAUUUUUUUUUGUUUGUUUUUAGCUAAUUUGUUUUCCUUAAAGGCCCUGGUAGACACUAGAUUUGGCACUAUUUCUGGUUAUUGACUGGACCUAAAGAGCUUAAAUAGCUCUAAAAC